UGCACGCGUACGGCGAGACCAGUUCUGGCUUUCGGGAGGCAAGGUCCUACUAAUGACUAUAAUUUUGCUCCUCAUUUUCAUCACGAUGGUCGGCGGGAGUCCACAACACGACGCUUAUGGGUUUCACAACUGGAAUCUCUCUGGAGUUUUCGCAGAAUAUUCCUCUAGCAGAGAUCUCGGCCGCUUUGAAGGCUUCCUCGAAAGCCUUUGGACGACGGUCAUCGUGACUGGACCGGAAUAUGUCUCUUCUCUCGUAGCCGAGACUAAGCACCCUCGGGCCUAUGUCAAGCAAGCCUUCGAGGUGGUGUACUUUCGAAGCAUUGUAUUCUCCAUCGGCGCUGCGACCUGCGUUGGAAUACUUUUGAUGCACGACGACCCCACGCUGGCCGAUGUAAACCGAGAGUGGAGAUUCUUCUGCUUCAACGUCUCCCUUCACCAUCGCCAUGGAGAACCUCGCCCUCACCUGCCUCCCGAAUCUAGUCUGCGCACUCACGUUGACGACCGUCUUUUCUGCCGAGAAUACGUACUGGUAUGCCACAACCCGCAGGCAAUCGAGCGCCCAACAAACGAACGAAGUAUUCUUAUUUACUGCGACGUCGUGGCGCUAGUAUUUGGCUGUUUGUCAUUCUUGCAGUUAUCUGACCGUGCAAUAACCGUCCUCAAUUGGCUCAUUGACUUGACAACAGCCAAUAUUCUGAUUCACUAUACCAUUAUCGCGAUCACGUAUAUUUGCUUCUAUCGUACCUACCAGAAACAAAACUUUGAUCGCACACAGCUCCCAUAUUACGGGUACUUCCAGCCGUGCAGUGGGUACAUCUCGCUCGUCUGGAUGGUCAUGAAGGUAUUCUGUUUCGGGUACCAGAGCAUUCGACCGUGGAGCCUCCAGAGGUUCUUCCUCAAUUACACGAUGCUUCUCCUUACGCCGGCACUUUCAUAUUCUGGAAGAUAUUUCACAGAACCAGGUGGUUGGCGCCUGAUGAGGUCGAUUUACGCUGGCAAUCAGAUGCAAUUGAGCUUUAUGAAGCGUGCGAUGCCUGUCAAAUUCUGGCGUGAUGUUUUUUCAAUGUUCAAAUCGAGGCCAUUUGGGAGUGGAGAGCAUGCUAAUGUGUCUCAAGGUUGCGAGUGCUACGGUGGCCCCCCUUUCGUGCGAAUGAAUAUAAGUGUGGGUUGUCUUAGCACGUCCUGGGGUAAAUAA
This is a messenger RNA of Penicillium argentinense, 1195 nucleotides long. RefSeq names its product amino acid permease/ SLC12A domain-containing protein. NCBI's taxonomy places the organism in Eukaryota, Fungi, Ascomycota, Eurotiomycetes, Eurotiales, Aspergillaceae. Gene Ontology annotation, molecular function: amino acid transmembrane transporter activity. The record is from RefSeq and is a predicted model, not a curated record. The transcript has 2 exons. Gene Ontology annotation, cellular component: membrane. Bases 53 to 1195 code for a protein of 380 amino acids. Gene Ontology annotation, biological process: amino acid transmembrane transport.